AUGCUAUCGACAGAACGCGUUUCGGUAUUUCAACUGGUUACUGGAUUCUUUGGGUUCCUGAAUGCAUUGGUGGCAUCGCUUCAGAAUGCCGAAAAAUCUUCACAUUUGGAUCUCUACAUCAAUACCCACUGGAUCACUACCAUUGUCGUAUUUGCCGGUGCUUCCCGGCUAUUAAUGAUUACCCCUUUACAGAGUUCAUGGCCAGCCGAGAUUUUCUCGUUAAUGCUUCAAGUGCUUUGUUUUUGUAUCACCGCCAAUGCGAUGGUUGCUGAUUUUUGGAAUCUUCGCCUUUUAUCGGCUAUAAAUGGCACUACUAUACCUACGUCAACUACGAUCUCACAUCUACAACUCUAUAGCAGUUUGGAUGCGAUACUUUGUGUAACGGCAGUGCUACUUUCUUCAUAUAUCAUUUAUCAGCAUUUCUUUUCAUCUGCCCAUUUAUAUCAUCAGACCCCUUCGGUGAAGCUGCUUGGAAUGGGAACUGCCUUGGUCAUGCUCGGCGUGAUACGGUUCGCUUGUUAUUUUUGCGAAUUUUUCAAACUGGCUGGACAGGAUCGACUUCGUGCCCUAUUCGCUAACUAUACACUCGAUGAACCAGCAUGGAUUUGUACACAGUUGGCUUUAGGUGUACUCUGCGUUAUAUCUUCAAGAGGUAGCAAACUUCUACGAGCUCUCACCCUGGCCUUGGCUGCUUCCACCCUGAUGCCGUCGGUGUUCUACCUUUGGCUGGACUACAGGUGGUGGGCAUCGUCAAGGCUUUCAUUUGGACUCGUAUCGACCUCGUCGGCUUACUGGCAAGCAGCUGGAGUGGCGAUAUCUCUCUGUAAUGUCGGUGUUGUGACGGCAACUCUGAUACAGCUACUCUCAAUGCACUCAGCAAGCCGAAGAAUAACGUUGGAUGAAAAAACGAAGCGUUUUCUGAUAAUUGUAGCAGCCAUGUUUCUAGUACUUUCUUGUAGUACUAUAUCUCUUGAUAUAUAUACUAUAUGGAAAAAGCUAUUCUACAGGCUUUUCCAUGGAGCCGAACAGAAAACCCCGUUCCUCACCGCCCUCACCGCCAUCUUCACCCUAGCUGCUUCAGGAUCAAAAUUUGCUCCUAUCGCUCUUCCUGCAUGUCUUAUUCUCUCUUUGUAUUCACUGAAUUCGACGAUCUUCCAACUGAUCUCAUACAUGUAUCUCUCAUGGAAUGGCUAUUUCGGUGAUCAGCUUUGCGAGUUGUUCUUUCCCGGGCUCGGUCGCUGCUUCUUGGAGGUCACCAAGACAGAGGCUGCUAUUCACUUCGUCCAGGUAUUACUGGAUUUCUUCGUACUGAUUCUCUCUAGUAUUCUAUGCGGCUGUUCAAUACGGAUAACAACCAUGGCCAAGACUGAGGCUACUGGUAAUCGAAGGCUUGAAUCCCCUAUCAGGUGGCUCGGCGUACUAAUGGCUCUGUGUGGGCUGGCUGUGUUGGUACAGGCUGUCGCUUUCUUCCGAACAUCGACCGAUCUUCAUCCGAUGGUUGUCGUCUACAUGGCGCUUUAUCAUAUGGCCUUAGCCAUCGGACUCAUAGUCUUUCCACUUUACCAGAUUCUGUGUUCCGAAAAGUUGAGCAUACAUCCGCUCAGUCAAACGUCGUUACUCAUCUUGUCGGUGGUACGAUUCGUUGAAAUUCUCAGUCAACUCGAUUACCGUGGAACCGGUGACGACUUGUCCUUUGCUUGGAAAGUGCAUCAAAUUGCCGAUUUUGUCUCCUUAACAAGUCACUUUGCAACUGCGUUGCUUGUGAUUCGACUGAUGGGUAACGAUACCGAGGAAGCUGAUGAGCUUCAGCUUCAAUUCAACAAUCCACUGACCUUGGAAGCAAAUGGCGAUUACUCGCAACUUCGGCCUCAAGAAGACACAUAA
Messenger RNA from Haemonchus placei, 1884 nucleotides. NCBI's taxonomy places the organism in Eukaryota, Metazoa, Nematoda, Chromadorea, Rhabditida, Trichostrongylidae. The record is from the annotation of a GenBank genome assembly.